CCGCCCUCUUAUAAUGCAGCAUGGGCAAAAAAUACCAGACUCGGUAGCUUCAGCUGAGGGAUCAAACUCAUUUUGUUGAAUGUUUAGAGCGACUGAACCCAAGUGAUGUACCAACAAUGCCGAUAGUGGAUAAACUCAAGGAGGCGCUAAAACCUGGUCGGAAGGAGACGAGCGAUGAGGGUGACCUCAACAAGCUGCUGGCUUCUUCCGCCAAAAAGGUCCUUUUGCAGAAAAUUGAGUUUGAGCCAGCCAGCAAGGGUUUCUCCUAUCAGCUGGACAGCCUGAAGAACAAGUAUGUUAUCCUCAAUCCCAAAACAGAGGGGGCUACAGGGCAGAAGGCGACAGAGCCUGCUUAUAUAAAGAGACAAGUCUCAGAGAAUGUGGUUGGGAGUCAGGGCGAUGGGAUCCCAGCCCCGCAGAAGAUGCUCUUCCCAGGGAACAAGCUUACUCUUAAAUGGGAGCGUGUGUACAGGGUGGGAGCUGGCCUUCACAACCUGGGAAACACCUGCUUCCUCAACUCCACCAUCCAGUGUCUCACCUACACCCCGCCACUUGCCAACUACUUGCUGUCAAAGGAGCACAGCCGUGCCUGUCACCAGUCAGGCUUUUGUAUGAUCUGUGUAAUGCAGAACCAUAUUAUCCAAGCCUUUGCCAACACAAGCAAUGCCAUUAAGCCUGUGUCCUUCAUCAGAGACCUAAAAAAAAUUGCUCGACAUUUUCGCUUUGGAAGCCAGGAGGACGCUCAUGAGUUUCUGAGGUACACUGUCGAUGCCAUGCAGAAAGCCUGUCUCAAUGGCUACCCAAAGCUCGAUAGGCAAACGCAGGCCACAACGUUGGUGCACCAGAUCUUCGGAGGUUACCUCAGGUCAAGAGGUGCAAAAAGAAAGUGCCGGCCACCAAACGGUUCACAGUCCAUCGAACCUCUAACGUGCUGACGCUUUCACUGAAACGGUUUGCCAACUUUAGCGGAGGAAAAAUAACAAAGGAUGUUGGUUACCCAGAGUUUCUGAACAUCCGCCCCUACAUGUCCCAGAGCUCAGGUGACCCUGUCAUGUAUGGCCUUUAUGCUGUCCUGGUGCACUCUGGUUACAGCUGUCAUGCUGGCCACUACUACUGCUACGUCAAGGCGAGCAACGGCCAGUGGUACCAAAUGAAUGAUUCAAUGGUGCACUCCAGUAACAUCAAAGUGGUUUUGAACCAGCAGGCCUAUGUUCUUUUCUACCUGAGAAUACCUGAAACAAAGAAGAAUGCAGACGGACAGACCACCAAGCAGGGAAAGUUGCAUUCUGCAAAAAAUAGUGUAUCAUCAGAGCAGAUAAAAAGGGCCAACCUGAACGGGCCUCUCUCCUCCCCACAAGUCACAAAGAAACUUGAGCCUGCACAGCUGCGUAAGAUCCAGUCUAUGGACGGUGGUUUGGGUUUGCCCGUUUCCAGGAAUGGCGUGAACUCUCAGCCACAGCCCAGACUCUCCAACUGGACGUCGUCCUCCAACGGUCCACCAAAGCUGCCGAGCGGACCCACUGUUAUUGAGGAGCCUUUCAAGAAAGUUAAGAAAGCCUCAACCCAGAGCCAGGYGCAGUCCCGCAGCACCACUCCGACCCCUUCCAACAACGGGGCCGGCAGGCCGGAGGGGGAUAAAAAACAAGGUGGCGAGGGAAGAGGCAUGGCAGCAUCUACCUCCUUUAAGUCUUUGUCUGACUCUUCCUCUGCUGACACCACCGACUCAAAGGAGUUAGCCGGACCCAAAAGCGAGCCAGUGAGAGAGACCCCCUCCACCCCUCGAAAAGGCUCCAGCAGCUUGGCGUCUCCAGCGAGGAGCGUGGAGCGCUCUCAGAGCAUGGAGGAGCAGAAGACGGGAAAGCUCAAACCCCCAGCCCUCAACAACAUCACUUCUGAAGCCACCAGCACCAUGUCGCCACCACCUGCCAAGAAGUUGGCACUGUCAGCCAAGAAGGCUUACAGUCGGAGUCUGACCAACAUUGAUGUUCUGCCCCAUUUGCCCAACCAGCUGCCCACUGACCAUUUGCAUCACAAUCAACCUAAUGUCGUCGCCAACGCCCCAUCUGCUCACAGAGUCAACUCAUGCCGUUCACUUAAAGCCCAGUCAUCACCUCAAAACCACUCAUGUGAAUUAUUUGUGCAGAGAAGCCCUCACAAGCAGCCCCUCGUCACCGCACUGCAAAAACCAAAUGAUAACCUUUCCCAUAAAACCAACGGGCUUCACAGUCCAGACCCAAAGAGCCCGAAGUCUUCCAACAACCUCAGCUCUGCGGCUCAAGACCCAAACCCCGACUCUUCGAUUCUAAACGCCAGCCAAAAGAAGAAGAAGAAAAAGAAGAAAAAACGACGGCGUUCUGAGAUGGAAGGCGACACGGAGACGUUUCCAUCGCCGCCUCCGCUCUCACAGUCCAGCCCCGUGGAGUCGGCGAGCGAGAAGAGGUGCAAGAAGAAGAAGAGGAAGCGAAAGAGUGACAGCGAGGAGACGCUGAAAGAGAGCGAGUGCGUCCAGUCUCACUUGGACACGUCGAACCAGGAGGAGGACUGGUGUCAGAGCGGCUUAUGGAGCCUAACGGCCCAAUCAGACGCAGAGCUGUCGAAGCAGAAGACUCAGGUUUCCGCUACAAGUGCGACGCAGCACGAGUCAAAUCAGAACGAGCAGGAACUGAGUUCUGUGAAGAAAAAGAAGAAGAAAAAGAAAAGGGUGAUUGAAGUAGAAGAAGCUUCGCAGGAGGAAAAUUCUACUUGUUCCACAUUAGAAAGAACAUCUGAGCCACAGCCCACAGACACCUGUAAUGACACAAACAACUUGAUAAAGAUGAAAAAUAGGUUAAAAAUGAAGAAAAAGAAGAAGAAGAAGCUAAAAGAAGAGCUGCGUCUGCAGAAGAAGAGUCGGCUCUCUGAUGACGGACUCGCAGAGGAACCACAAUCCAACAGAACCACCUCAGAGGACGGGAAACUUGGCAAACAGAGCGCAGCUCCAGUUGUAGCGUGGGACAGUCAAGUGAAGGACGGCUACAAACGCAGCCAGGCCCAAGUGUCUGACGGGAGUGUGUUAGAGGAAACUUCAAAGCAUGCUCCCUCUGCAGCCUGGGAUGGGAAGAGGAACAGCGAUGUUGUAGGCGAACUACUCAAGAACUCCAAAGAUAAAGCCUACGGGGCCGACGUCCUGAGCUGGGAUGGUGAGGUCUCUGUUGUUAGUAAAGAUGCCAUUGAAGACGUGCGCAGUGCCAUGUGUGACACUGUGAUCGAUGAGUGGGAUGAAGACUUCGACAGAGGAAAGGUGAAGAAGGUGAAAAACUAUAAAAGAGAGAAGUGGAGAACUGGCAGCAACUUCUUCCAGAAGAUCCAGGAUCAGCGGAACAAGUGGUCGGUUUUACCUGGAGGGAAGAGAGUGUUUGGAGUCCGACGCUGAAAAAAGUCCUGACUGAUGCUGAUGACAGCAAAUUAAGACAACCACACCAAACUGUUUUUUCCCUCUUCUCUCUUUUUUUUUUGUUCAGUUCUUCUUGAAUUUUACUCGUGUCCGUUUUCCAAAUUUAGGAGCGAAACGCUGACAGCCCUAAGAUUAAUUUGAACUGAACUUAACUUCCCAGAACUGAUUUUUAAUCUAACCAUCUAAACRGCUUAGAACAUUCAGGCUUUACUAGAUAACCAUCACAAGUCCAUUUCAUGUGAUUUACUGUAUGUUAGCAACCUUCCAGCCUUAGUUACCAUAAAGCUACUGUAAAAUAAAAUGAAAUAGAUCAGAUUUGUGAAAAAAAUGUACCUUUUUAGAUUUGUGGCUUUAUUGUAUCACAGUCUUAGAGCAAACUGUGCUGCUUUUGAAGGCAUAAGGGCUCCCAGGUUAGGAAAGAAGUGACCUUUUUUAACCCUUUUCAUUGUGUUUUCUAUACCAACUUAAACAAACAAAAGAAAAAUCAAUAAUAGACCAUUUCGUAGUUUUUAUUUUAAUGCACAUAUUAACUUCCCCGCGUCACAGAUCAAUGAAUAUAAACAAACAGCUAUAGCUGGACACGCCACUGGAACUGAGCAAAUUUAACAAGCUCAAAAAAAAAACAUUUAUAGGCUAAAAAAAUGUUUAUGAAUAAUCUCAUCUA
This is a messenger RNA of Austrofundulus limnaeus, 4097 nucleotides long. RefSeq names its product ubiquitin specific peptidase 36 (gene usp36). Gene Ontology annotation, molecular function: cysteine-type deubiquitinase activity. Gene Ontology annotation, cellular component: cytosol; nucleus. Gene Ontology annotation, biological process: protein deubiquitination; regulation of apoptotic process. Lineage: Eukaryota; Metazoa; Chordata; Actinopteri; Cyprinodontiformes; Rivulidae. The record is from RefSeq and is a predicted model, not a curated record.